Messenger RNA from Durio zibethinus, 2427 nucleotides. Its product is annotated as calcium-dependent protein kinase 1-like. Gene Ontology annotation, biological process: protein phosphorylation. Lineage: Eukaryota; Viridiplantae; Streptophyta; Magnoliopsida; Malvales; Malvaceae. The record is from RefSeq and is a predicted model, not a curated record. Gene Ontology annotation, molecular function: protein kinase activity; calcium ion binding; ATP binding.
CAUCUACAAGCCUCAAUCUAUUUUUUAUUCAAUAUAAAUCAGAGUAGUUAUAAACAAAGUUAAAAGACUUUCCAUUUCCGCUCUCUUUUAAGGGUGGUACAGCCAAAUGUAACUUCAUUUUCUUCAUUUUUCAACUAUUAAGCCAAAUGCCAAGACCUGGUUGGCAAGGAUUGUCCUUGCUAGAGUCUAGCACUCUGCCAACAGAUCACACAACGGCUGGCUAAAUUUUUCACUCCAAGUCUAGAGGAGAAUAUAGGGAGCUUGGUUUUGGUUAGGAAGAUCAGAUCUUCAUGUGUUGGAUUGGCCUGUUUAUUGGUUUUAGAUAUUGAUGUUAAAACAAGUGAUAGUAUUUUGAAGAAGAAAUUUAAGUGUGAGAAUAGAGAUGGGUAAUACUUGUGUAGGACCAAGCAUUUCCAAAAAUGGAUUUUUCCAAUCGGUUUCUGCUGCAAUGUGGGGGUCCCGAUCACCUGAUGACUCAGUUUCUCACACUAAUGGGGAAACUGGGAGUCAGAUAGCAUCUAAAGAACCUGAAUCACCAUUACCAGUCCAAAACAAACCUCCAGAACAAAUGACAAUGCCCAAACCAGAGACCAAACAAGAGGUGGAACCAGAGACUAAACCAGAAACUAAACCUGAAAAAUCAACAAAACCCAAGUCCCCUCAUAUGAAGAGGGUGUCCAGUGCAGGACUUAGGACUGAGUCAGUGUUACAAACAAGGACUGGUAAUUUCAAGGAAUACUAUAGCCUGGGGAGAAAACUAGGACAAGGGCAAUUCGGGACGACUUUUCUUUGUGUGGAGAAGUCAACUGGAAAAGAGUAUGCUUGCAAAUCGAUUGCAAAGAGAAAAUUGUUAACUGAUGAGGACGUCGAGGAUGUGAGAAGGGAAAUUCAAAUAAUGCACCACUUGGCAGGGCAUCCAAAUGUUAUAUCAAUAAAAGGGGCUUAUGAGGAUGCAAUGGCAGUUCAUGUUGUUAUGGAAUUCUGUGCUGGUGGUGAGCUUUUUGAUAGAAUUAUUCAGCGUGGACAUUACACAGAAAGAAAGGCGGCUGAACUUACAAGGACUAUAGUUGGGGUUGUUGAAGCGUGCCAUUCUUUGGGGGUUAUGCAUAGAGACCUAAAACCUGAGAAUUUUCUCUUUGUCAAUCAGCAGGAGGAUUCGCUGCUCAAGACAAUUGAUUUUGGCUUAUCAAUAUUCUUUAAGCCAGGUGAAAGAUUUACAGAUGUGGUUGGUAGCCCAUACUAUGUUGCCCCAGAAGUCUUACGAAAGCGUUAUGGUCCAGAAGCAGAUGUAUGGAGUGCAGGAGUAAUUCUUUACAUUCUAUUAAGUGGAGUUCCUCCAUUUUGGGCUGAAAACGAGCAAGGUAUAUUUGAACAGGUCUUGCAUGGUGACCUUGAUUUUGAGUCAGAUCCUUGGCCUAGCAUCUCUGAAAGUGCAAAAGAUUUGGUGAGGAGAAUGCUCAUUCGAGAUCCCAGGAGACGGUUAACUGCACAUGAAGUUUUGUGCCACCCUUGGAUACAAAUUGAUGGUGUUGCUCCUGACAAGCCUCUUGAUUCUGCAGUUUUAAGCCGUUUGAAGCAAUUUUCUGCAAUGAAUAAGCUCAAGAAAAUGGCCCUUAGAGUAAUUGCAGAGAGCCUAUCUGAAGAAGAAAUAGCUGGCCUCAAAGAAAUGUUCAAGAUGAUAGACACUGACAACAGUGGUCAGAUCACCUUUGAAGAACUUAAAGCAGGACUGAAAAGAGUUGGAGCUAAUCUUAAGGAGUCCGAAAUUUAUGACCUUAUGCAAGCAGCUGAUGUUGAUAAUAGCGGCACGAUUGAUUAUGGGGAAUUUGUAGCUGCUACACUGCACCUAAACAAAAUUGAGAGAGAAGAUCAUUUAUUUGCUGCCUUUUCCUACUUUGAUAAGGAUGGUAGUGGUUAUAUUACUCCAGAUGAGCUGCAACAAGCUUGUGAGGAGUUUGGCAUAGAGGAUGUUCGCCUUGAAGAAAUGAUCCGAGAAGUUGAUCAGGACAAUGAUGGACUCAUAGAUUACAAUGAAUUUGUAGCCAUGAUGCAGAAAGGAAAUGUUGCCAGUGUUGGUAAAAAUGGCCUACAAAAUAGUUUUAGCAUGGGAUUUAGGGAAGCACUAAAACUUUAGUAUAGGCAACUGUUCAAGUUCUUGUUGCCUUUUUCCUUUUUAAGUUUUGAAGAAACUGAGAUUUGUAUAGCAAGGAGUGCUUGUUUUCAUUGUAAUUAGCAACCAGGUCAUUGCAAUGAGCGUUUGUCCAUUUUUCUUCUUUUUUUUGGCAAUUAAAAUUAGCUUCCAUCAUGUUGUUUACUUUACACUAAAGGAAUUUGUGUUUUCUUUUAUGUACUACACAUAUUAUGUUAUUUGAAUUCAGAGUUUAACUUGAUUGGUUUAUAUAGUUACUUUUAAGAGUAUUCAGCGGA